Erigeron canadensis is the source of this 2277-nucleotide messenger RNA. Its product is annotated as beta-xylosidase/alpha-L-arabinofuranosidase 1-like. Gene Ontology annotation, molecular function: alpha-L-arabinofuranosidase activity; xylan 1,4-beta-xylosidase activity. Gene Ontology annotation, cellular component: plant-type cell wall. The record is from RefSeq and is a predicted model, not a curated record. The coding region runs from base 388 to 2277 and encodes 629 amino acids. Gene Ontology annotation, biological process: arabinan catabolic process; xylan catabolic process. The transcript is spliced from 5 exons. Lineage: Eukaryota; Viridiplantae; Streptophyta; Magnoliopsida; Asterales; Asteraceae.
UUGUCAUGCAAUAUCACAGCUUCCACCAAAAACUUGCCGCUUUUUGCGUGCAACACCAACGAAAACCCAACCUACAAAAGCUUUGCAUUUUGUGAUACCUCAUUAGAUAUUAAAACAAGGGUGAAUGAUUUAACCAAGAGACUAACAUUAGAAGAAAAAGUUGGCUUCUUGGUAAACAAUGCUAGUAGCAUCCGCCAUCUUGGAAUACCUGGCUACAAAUGGUGGUCCGAGGCUUUACAUGGUGUAUCUAACGUCGGGCCAGCCACUUAUUUCUCUAAUGUGAUCCCUGGAGCUACCAGCUUCCCUCAAGUUAUUCUAACUGCGGCUUCAUUCAAUCAAACUUUGUUUAAAACCAUUGGAAAGGUGGUUUCAACUGAAGCUAGAGCAAUGUAUAAUGCUGGGUUAGCAGGGUUAACCUACUGGUCACCAAAUGUGAAUAUUUUUCGUGAUCCACGAUGGGGAAGAGGGCAAGAAACUCCUGGAGAAGAUCCGAUCUUAACAAGUAAAUAUGCAAUAGAUUAUGUUCAAGGUCUGCAAGAAAGAGAUGAUGGUGAUAAAAAUCGUUUAAAAGUUGCAGCCUGCUGUAAACAUUACACUGCUUAUGAUGUCGAUAACUGGAAAGGCGUUGAUCGAUAUCAUUUCAGUGCUACGGUUACAAAGCAAGAUAUGGAGGAUACAUUUCAACCCCCAUUUAGAAACUGCAUUGUGAAUGGAAAUGUUGCGAGUGUUAUGUGUUCUUAUAACAAAGUUAACGGCAAACCAACCUGUGGUGAUAGGGAUCUUUUGGAACGCGUUAUUCGUGGUGAAUGGAAAUUAAAUGGCUUUCGAGUGGUGGUCUGCAGGUACAUAAGUUCCGACUGUGAUUCACUCGACGUCAUGUUCAGAUCACAGCACUGGGCCCAAACCCCAGAAGAAAUUGCAGCGGAUGCAUUGAAUGCAGGUUUGGACCUCAACUGCGGGGACUUUCUAAAGUUUAACACAUUAGGCGCGGUACAAGGUGGCCUAGUGAAAGAAACAGUUGUUGACAGGGCUGUUUCAAACAACUUUGCUACACUUAUGAGACUAGGAUAUUUUGAUGGUAACCCAAGAAAGCAGUUGUAUGGUAACCUUGGCCCAAAAGAUGUGUGCAGCCCGGCUCACCAAGAGCUAGCCCGUGAAGCAGCUAGACAAGGAAUUGUGUUGCUUAAAAACAGGCCUAGUUCAUUACCAUUAUCUCCAACUUCUAUCAAAUCUCUAGCAGUAAUUGGCCCCAAUGCUAAUGUCACAACAACCAUGAUUGGCAACUAUGCAGGGAUUCCAUGCAAAUAUACGACUCCUCUACAAGGUCUAUCAGCCUCCGUUAAGACUGUUUACCAAUCAGGAUGCCGUAAUAUAGGAUGUGCUACAGCGCAAUUUAACAGAGCAAAGAAAGCGGCUGCUGCAGCUGAUGCUGUGGUUCUAGUAAUGGGUGAUGAUCUCUCUGAAGAGGCAGAGGGUCGAGAUAGAACCAGUGUAAGUCUUCCUGGACAACAAAACCGUCUUAUUACAGAAGUUGCAUCCGUGGCUAAAGGACCCGUGAUUCUUGUUAUUAUGUCUGGGGGUGGAAUGGAUAUUGGAUUUGCAAAGAAGAAUACGAAGAUUGGUAGCAUUUUAUGGGUCGGGUUACCUGGUGAAGCUGGUGGAGCUGCAUUAGCUGACAUCAUUUAUGGACGAUAUAAUCCAAGUGGAAGAUUACCCAUGACAUGGUAUCCGCAAUCAUUUGCAGACACUGUGAGCAUGACAAACAUGAAUAUGAGACCCAACCCAGCCACAGGCCACCCUGGUUACACCUACCGUUUUUACAAAGGUGAAACGGUUUAUCAGUUUGGAUAUGGGUUAAGCUUUUCUCCAUUUAUUCAACAAGUGGUUCAAGCACCAAAGCUCAUUCAAAUUCCCCUAGACGAAAAUCAUGUUUGUAGUUCUUCUGAGUGUCAAACGAUUGAAAUGGAUGAUCAUCAUUGUGGCCAUUUAGGAUUCAAUGUUGUGAUUAGGGUAAAGAAUGUUGGGAAAUUUGAGGGAAGUUAUACCGUGUUGUUGUUCUCUUCACCUCCUCAAGUAACUCCGGACGUACCUCAAAUCCAACUAGUCGAUUUUGAGAAGGUGUCCUUGGCUCCACAACAAGAGAGGUUGGUUAGAUUCAAUGUGGAAGGUUGCAGACAUUUGAGUGUUGUUGAUGAGGAUGGCAAUAGAAAGGUUGCAUUGGGGGAGCAUGUUCUUCAUGUGGAAGAUGUUAAACAUUCUUUAACUCUAAAGAUUUGA